Messenger RNA from Topomyia yanbarensis, 6317 nucleotides. RefSeq lists its product as uncharacterized. Lineage: Eukaryota; Metazoa; Arthropoda; Insecta; Diptera; Culicidae. Bases 1 to 5949 code for a protein of 1982 amino acids. The record is from RefSeq and is a predicted model, not a curated record. Gene Ontology annotation, biological process: DNA integration. Gene Ontology annotation, molecular function: nucleic acid binding. The transcript is spliced from 2 exons.
AUGAUCUGCUGUGAUUCCUGCGAUGUAUGGUUCCACGGUCGUUGCGUGGGCUUGGAAUCAGUGGAUAAAUAUGCCAAAAAGAAUUGGUACUGUCAAGCGGAUGCUUGCCAGCUGCAGGCCGAUGAUUAUCGCAAAAAGCGGGAAGCGGAGUCCGCGAAAAAGAGAAGUAAGAAGACGCUUGCAACGGAUGAUGGUUCGGAUAGGUCUAGCGUGAAGUCCGAUCGUCAAACCAGUUCAGUUCUAGAACGCAAACUAAAAGCGUUAGCACAGGAGCAAAAGGCAAAAGAGGCAGAGAUGGAGAUCGAGCGAAUCCUGGCGGAAAAGCGGAUGGAGAUGGACCGAACCCUUAAGGAGAAGCGAUCGAAAAUGGAAGAAGUGUUAAGAGAGAAGCAGGCUAAACAAGAAGAAGAAAUGUAUGAGGAAGAUUUGAAGAAAAAGAUGGCUCAUGUGGAUCGAAUACAACAGAUUCGCGAUUCUUACGAGGCACGAAUGGGACACAUACAACAGAGGUUGGACGGCUUAAUUUUUUCCGACCCAGCGAAAAAUGAAGCUCAGCAUAUCAACGAGCUGGUCAUGAAAGACCCGGAAGAAGGCUUCUCGGGUGAAUUAGUACAAUCUGCACCCGUAGUACAUACACCGCUGCCCAAUCCAAAUGUUGGAGCCAAAGAGGCAUGUGAAAAACAGGACGAACACCACCUAAAGAAAGGAGAAAAGCGUCAUGAACAAGAAACCGACCGGUCAUGCGAUGAAAGCGAGAUAGAAGAGGAAUAUAGCGAUGAAGAAGGUUCGUCUGACUGGGAUUCCGACUGUGAUUCGGAAGCGCCUGAGAUUUUGUCACAAAGCGUUGCACAGAAAGCCGUAAUACCGGGAUAUAGGAAGCAAAGGCGAAAGGUGGAAAGCAAAACUAGCGUUCACGGGCUGGGGCAACGGAAAGCUGGACCGACGAGGAUGCAGAUGGCGGCAAGGCAAGGCAUUACGAAGAAAUUGCCAAUUUUCUCCGGACGCCCGGAAGAAUGGCCGUUGUUUAUAGGAACAUAUCAAGCGUCAAAUCAGGCUUGUGGCUUCACGGACAUCGAAAAUCUGGUGAGGUUGCAAGAAAGUGUGAAGGGUCCUGCCUUGGACAGCGUACGCGGUCAACUGCUGUUACCCAGAUCAGUCCCAAAAGCAAUUGAAAAGCUACGUCAACUGUAUGGGCGACCUGAACAACUGCUACAGUGCUACCUGGAGAAAGUAAGAGGGCUAGAAUCUCCGAAAGCCGACAAAUUGGCAAGUUUCAUCCCAUUCGGGAAUGCAGUGGAACAACUGUGUGACCAUCUUGAGGCUGCCGAACUUGACCAACAUUUGAUGAAUCCACUGCUGAUUCAAGAGCUGGUUGACAAACUUCCAGCGCGCGACAAGCGGGAGUGGGUUCGCUAUAAGAAACGCAAAAGUGUGGUGACGUUGAGAACGUUUACGGAUUUCGUGUCAAUGAUCGUAUCCGAAGCGUGUGAAGCAAAUGCUGGAGUGGGCAGUGCAGUCUACAAACCGUUGUCGAAUGAAGCAUCCAGCAGAAACCGAGCCAGGGAGAAAGGAACGCUGAAUCACCACGGCGGGCAGGAAGAACAAACUAAAGCGAUCCAAAUAACUGAACAGAAAAGGAAGCAGUGCAAAGUCUGCCAUCGAACCGAUCAUCGUUUACGAUUCUGCCAGGAUUUUGAAAAAAUGAGACUGGCUGAUCGAAUCAAGAUCGUCGAACGGUACACGUUAUGCAAGGUGUGCCUAAACGAUCACGGAACUGCCCAAUGCAAGUUCAAUCUUCGAUGUCGAGUCGGGAACUGUCGAGAACGUCACCAUUAUUUGUUGCAUAAUGGAGUAGAGUCGGUUGCAAUCAAUGCACAUAUAAGAACAAACGAGCGAAUCAUGUUUCGUAUGCUACCAGUGACGCUGUACAAUGGAAACAAGGCGGUGAACACAAUUGCUUUUCUAGACGAAGGAGCCUCCGUCACUCUACUCGAGAAGUCUCUGGCCGACCGUUUGGACGUCGCUGGUGUCCACGAACCACUUACCAUCAAAUGGACAGCAGAUGUCACUCGUGUAGAAAGCAAUUCGAUGCGGAUGAAUCUCUGGAUUUCUGCGCGAGGAUCGGGGAACAAAAUUAAACUGCAAAUGGUGCGAACAGUAGAUGAACUUACGCUCCCGCACCAGGAACUAAAGGCAGCAGAGUUGUCAGCACAAUACAAGUUCCUGAAAAAGCUUCCAAUCUACUCAUAUGAGAUGCAACGCCCAGGCAUACUCAUCGGUCUGAACAAUAUUGACACAUUCGCACCGAUAGAAUCUAGAAUGGGUAGACCGGGAGAACCAAUCGCCGUCCGAUCCAAACUUGGUUGGACUGUGUACGGACCUAAAGUAGACACUCUCCCUGUCGAACCCCUUGUCGGUUUCCACGAAAGAGUGACCAAUGAAGAUCUGCAUAGCUUGCUGAAGACCUACUACGCUGUUGAGGAGAGCAACGUGACAGUGCUGCAGGAGUCUCAGGAAGAUCGCAGAGCACGGGACAUCCUGGAACGUACUACCAAGCGAGUCGGUGAACAUUUUGAAACCGGGCUGUUAUGGAAAUGUGAUGAUCCGCAGUUUCCGGACAGUUAUCCGAUGGCCAUGCGAAGGCUGAAGCAUCUGGAACAAAAACUUGCGAAGUCGCCGAAGUUGUAUGAAAAUGUGUGCAAGCAGGUUCAAGAAUAUCAGAUAAAAGGCUAUGCUCACCUAGCCUCUGAAGAUGAGUUGUCUGGAACCGACAAUCCUAAAGUCUGGUACCUUCCGUUAAACGUAGUUCUUCAUCCGAGAAAGCCAGAAAAAGUCCGUCUUGUAUGGGAUGCAGCGGCAACAGUGAAGGGCGUUUCCCUCAAUUCGCAACUCCUCACAGGGCCAGAUAUGCUGGUACCGCUCACGACUGUAAUCAACCGCUUCAGAGAACGUCGGAUCGCUUUCGGAGCAGACAUCCGCGAAAUGUACCAUCAAAUCCGUAUAAGAGAUGAGGACAAGCAAGCCCAGCGUUUUCUGUUUAGAACCAACCCUCUCAACCCUCCAGAUAUCUACGUCAUGGAUGUGGCUACCUUCGGUUCAACGAGUUCACCAUGCUCAGCGCAAUAUGUGAAGAACCUUAACGCGAGUGAGUAUGCAGAUAAGUUCCCAGAAGCAACCGCGGCUAUAGUCGAAAACCAUUACGUGGACGAUUAUUUCGACAGCGCCGAUUCAGUACAAGAAGCAAUUCGACGUGCAAGCGAGGUAAGGGAGAUCCAUUCGAGGGCGGGUUUCGAAAUAAGAAACUGGGUCUCUAAUUCAAACGAAGUCCUCGAAAGGUUGGGGAAGUCGGCAACCAAAAGAACUGUCCAUUUUCACCGAGAUAAAACGAAUGAAACCGAACGGGUACUUGGUAUAAUUUGGGAUCCAGUCUCUGAUGUAUUUUCAUUUUCCACCGAGCAUCGGGAAAACUUGCGGCCCUAUCUGCAGGGAGCUACGAGACCUACAAAACGACUUGUGUUGAGCUGUGUAAUGGGAUUCUUUGACCCGCAGGGUCUGCUCGCCCCAUUUACCAUUCAUGGCCGGAUGCUAGUUCAGGAUUUGUGGCGCACAGGUUGCCAAUGGGACGAUGAAAUUGAUGACAGUAGUUUUGCUAAAUGGAAACGGUGGACCAGUUUGCUACCGGAAGUCAAUGCUAUUCGUAUCCCGCGUUGCUAUUUUAACUGUGUCUCAGCUGAUCGGCAAAUAGAGCUUCAUAUAUUUACGGACGCUAGUGAGUUUGCCUACGGUUGCGUUGCCUACUUUAGGACAAUUAAAAACGACAAAGUUCAGUGUUCUUUGGUGAUGUCACGUUCGAAAGUGGCGCCAUUAAAGCGUCAAUCGAUUCCACGUCUCGAGCUUAUGGCGGCAGUGCUCGGAGCCAGAGCAAUGCACAGUAUUCAGUCGAGUCAUUCUUUCCCCAUUCAGCGAAGAUUUCUUUGGACCGAUUCUUCAACGGUACUUAGCUGGAUCCGUUCUGAGCAACACAACUAUAAGCAAUUUACGGCGUUUAGGAUUGGGGAAAUAGUGGAGUUGACGAGCGUAUCCGACUGGCGAUGGGUCAAGACGAAAUUCAACAUCGCUGACGUGCUUACUAAGUGGGGCAAAGGACCGCCGCUACAAUCGGAUGGACCAUGGUUUCAAGGGUCAGAACUUAUGUACCAACUCGAGCAGGACUGGCCGAGGCAGGUGCUACCAGCUCCGGGUACAAAGGAGGAGAUGAGAGCGUUUUUUCUUUUCCACGACGUUAACGUUCCAGAGCGUUUGAUGAACGUACAAAACGUUUCCCGCUGGCUUAAAUUGCUUCGUACGACAGCAACUGUAGGGCGAUUUAUCGAAAAUUGCCGGCGCAAGCGAGUAGGACUUCCGAUAUACACUUUAGUUGCUACUAUAGGCCAGCUGAAACUACUAAAAGGUGGAUACAAAUCUAUUCCAAUGCCGCUUACGCAAGAGGAACUGCAGAAAGCGGAGACAGUGCUUUGGAGACAAGUUCAAGCAGAAGCUUUUCCAGACGAAGUAAAAAUUUUGCUAAAAAACCGAAAUUGUAAACUCGGACAAUCUUCGAUUGAGCUUGAAAAAUCGAGUGAGAUUUUUAAACUUUCUCCAGUUUUAGACACCGAUGGUGUGAUACGGAUGAACGGCCGGUUGAAAAAGUCAGAAUUCGCUUCAUUCGACAUGAAAUUCCCAAUAAUUCUACCAAAAACUCACGAAAUAACCAAGAAGCUGAUCCACCAUUUCCAUGAAAAAUUUGGUCAUGCAAAUCGCGAGACCGUAUUCAAUGAACUGCGGCAGCGGUUUUAUAUUCCCAAGUUGCGGAUAACGAUAAAGCAAGUGAUGAAAGAGUGCAUGUGGUGCAGAGUACAUAGAUGUCAUCCAGCAAUACCUCAAAUGGCCUCUCUUCCUGUUCAGCGAGUUACUCCAAACCUGCGUCCGUUUAGUUCAGUUGGGGUGGAUUACCUUGGUCCAAUUGGAGUCACGGUAGGCCGACGCAAAGAGAAGCGGUGGAUCGCACUGUUCACCUGCUUGGCGAUUCGUGCUGUCCAUUUAGAAGUCGUACAUGGUUUGAGCACUCAAGCGUGCCUCAUGGCGAUCCGUAGAUUCAUCUGCCAACGCGGGGCACCAGAAGAGUUUUUCUCGGACAACGGCACAAAUUUCAAAGGGGCGUGUAACGAAAUGAUGAAGGCGAAGAAGGAGAUAGAUCUAGCAUGUGCGCAGCAAGUGACAAGCCCAACAAUCCGGUGGCACUUCAACCCGCCAGGAACACCACACAUGGGUGGAAUAUGGGAGAGGAUGGUGCGGUCAGUUAAAGCAGCAAUGAUGGUUUUAGACGAUGGUAGGAAACUGACAGAUGAAAUCCUACUGACAACGUUAGCAGAGGCUGAAGACAUGAUAAACUCACGUCCAUUGACCUACAUACCACAAGAGUCGGCGGAUACUGAAGCACUAACUCCAAAUCACUUCCUCCGGGGAACAGUAAAAUCUUCCGACAUGCCAGUAAGUGGACCGACUAACAUGGCUGAAGCAUUACGCGACAUGUAUGCGCGUUCACAGUAUCUGGCUGACAAGAUGUGGGAAAGAUGGCAGAAGGAGUAUCUUCCUAGCAUAAACCAACGGACAAAAUGGCAUCGGAACUGCAGACCUCUGAAUAAAGGCGACUUAGUGUUCAUCGUGGACGGGAAAAAUAGGAAGAAUUGGACUCGUGGAAUCGUCGAAGAACCUAUAACCGGAUCCGAUGGAGUAAUCCGACAGGCGAUGGUUAGAACUGGCAAUGGAGUGUUCAGGCGUGGGGUUGCUAAUUUAGCAGUGAUGGAAGUAAGUGAUGGUAAAUUCGCACCUGUUCAAGAUCCGGUGACGAAGUUACGGGCUGGGGAUUUGUUCCCGACGAAAGCAGAUGCGGGAGUACUGUCGGUCUAGCAACGUACCAAGUCUAUAAUGCCAACUGCGCUAAUGACAAUUAUAGAUGUAAACAAAAACAAAACAGUAUUAGCAUUUUGGUGAAGGGUUGUUUAAUUCAUAAAUAAAAUUAUAUUUUUUCUGGUAAAAUCGGCGAAAAGGGUGAAAAAAAGUCUAUCAUUUGCAGUUUGCGUUCUUGUGUAGUACCUGCAGAAUACUUGCGAAGAAUAGCGAGAGAGGAAUCCGUCUAAAGCACGAGGAGAAGAAAAACUAUUAAUUGUAAGUACUUUGUGAAUUCAUAUAGAAGGGAAAUUAGUAAAUAAAAAUAAUUUGCAGUUUGAGCUGCACGAGAUUAUCGUCUGCUACGAAAAAUACGUUGUUUCUUCGGA